Molecule: messenger RNA, 1563 nt
Organism: Venustampulla echinocandica
Lineage: Eukaryota; Fungi; Ascomycota; Leotiomycetes; Helotiales; Pleuroascaceae
Exons: 3
Coding region: 1-1563 (520 amino acids)
Source: RefSeq, a predicted model, not a curated record
AUGGCCCCUCAUCCAGAAAAACGAAACACCCGAGAAGUUGGGUGGCAAGACCUAGUGCAAAAAGUCGAACGAACGGGGCCACAAGCUAUCAAGAAAGAGCGAACACAACCUCCUCUCAAGUCUCCACAAGCUGGGGAGCGAAAACGAAAACGAAAGCAAUCCCAAGAACCUGAAGGUCCAUCCAACCCUGCUCUAUUCCAGCCCCUUCGAAAGCAACGACGGACGUCCCCUGCUGUUAAGGACACAUCUGGCCAGGGGCUAACGGGCGGCGUCAACAAUAACAAAACCAAUCCGAUUGAGUAUUGGAGCGAAGAGGGAUACUGGCCUAAGGAAUAUUUCAACCAAGACGAUCAGACUACAAAACAUUUCAAAAAAUACAACGGAAUACCCUGGGUGAUGGGGUUGGAUUACCUGCUUGCAAGGAAGAAGUCGUCUCCCGGAGGUAAACAAUCUGAAGCUAGCACUGCCACACCCAGUUCUGCAACAGCUAGCGAUGAGAAGCCGAGGGAAACCAGAGGUACCCCAUAUAAGCAUGCUAGCUAUGAGACUAUUCUUGCUACUAAGGGCAGCUUUAUAAACAAAAUCGAUAAGGAUAUUAAAAAGGCAAGUAGUAGCCUUUGUCAAACCUUGCUCUAUUCAGAGCAGACAUAUCCUCAGAACUCGUUAUUUCGCGACGAUCUAUUCGAUACAACUUGCCAAAACAUUUGCAAUAGAAACGAGGCUAUGGUUGUUCGAGAUAUCUCACAGCUAAUUGUCCCUUCUGCCCAAACUCUAGCGUUAUACGGCGCUACUACUCUCGAUUGUUUAAUUGAAAGUGUUAGUGAAGGCUGGAAUAGCGCCGAGCCUUUCUGCGGUCCUAGCCCACAGCCCGAUUAUUCUGUGGGGUUCGGACGAUCUGCAUUCACGGACGAUCAGCUAGAAAAGCUUAAGCCUUUUGUCGGUGAGGUUCCAAAUGCUUUUACGUCCCAUUUCAUGGCUACGUGGCAGAUAUACUUCCCGUUCCUAACCUGCGAGGUUAAGUGCGGUGCCGUAGGACUUAAUAUUGCAGACCGGCAGAAUGCUCACAGCAUGACUUUGGCUGUAAGGGGUGUUAUUGGGCUCUUUAAACUUGCAAAGCGCGAAAAAGAACUUGACCGAAAUAUCCUCGCCUUCUCUAUCUCACACGACCACCGAACAGUAAGAAUCUACGGCCACUACCCUGUAAUCGACGGAAACAAAACCACCUUCUACCGCUAUCCGAUCAAGACGUUCGAUUUCACAAGCGAAGCCGGCAAGGACAAGUGGACCUCUUACAGAUUCACUAAAAAUGUCUACGAUAUAUGGAUGCCGACUCACUUAAAAAAAAUCUGCUCAGUUAUCGAUACGUUGCUGCCCGAUCUGGAUAUUGUGUCCUCACGGGAAACUGGGUCAGAGGGAUCUGGACCUUUACAGGAGUUAGAAAGCCACAAUCUCUCGGGGAUUUCAAAUCAGGAUACCACAUCUCUGCUAGAGGAAGCUGACAGUCAAUCAAGCUGUGUUGCAGACGUUGCCCCGGAGGCUUCCGUAUCUCAGAGGAUGGAUUAA